GGCUCGCCUGUUUUAGUGCCCUGCGGAACUGAGGGGAAGAGAGAAGUCGUGAUCAUGAUCUAACCCACCGAAACCCGCAGUAUAUCCGUAAUUUCUCCAUGGUUCGCGCAGUACAGCGGUGCUAAGUCUUCAGUGGCGAUUGCCACUCAGCCGUAGAAGCAGAGAAGCAGAAGGCCGGGUCGAGUCGCUGAAGUUAAGCGGACCUUGCGAUGCCAACCGCGGAUGCAGAGCCUGGCAUGGGCAGAGGCACGACGCCUGCAGCCCCGGCCUCACCGAGUCAGCCCGCCGGUGAACGCGCAGUGAGCGUGCUGUGGUCGUUUGGAAAAUGCCUGGGUGCCCUGCUUCCUGUGUACCUGGCCGGAUAUUAUGGCUUCAGCAUCAGCGUCGUCCUGUUCGGUCUGAUGAUCUACAUGGGAUGGAAACACAGUCGACUGGAGAAACUGACGAGGCUCAAGUCUGCCAUGUACCUUCUGGAGAACGAGAGGAAAUUCACCACUGAAAAUGUUUUCAGGGCCAAAAGGGAUUUGCCUCCCUGGGUCAACUUUCCAGAUGUGGAGAAAGUGGAGUGGCUGAAUAAGAUCCUGCAGCAGACGUGGCCCUUUGUAGGCCAGUAUCUGGAGAAGCUGCUGGUGGAAACCAUUGCUCCUGCCAUCCGUGCCUCCAGCAUUCAUCUGCAGACCCUCAGCUUCACCAAGGUCAACAUAGGAGACAAGGCUGUGAAGGUGGUUGGUGUGAAGGCUCACACAGAACAUGAUAAGAGACAAGUUAUGCUGGAUUUGUAUCUGAGCUACGCCGGUGAUGUCGAGAUCAACGUAGAAAUCAAAAAGUACUUCUGCAAAGCCGGAGUGAAAGGAGUGCAGCUCCAUGGGAAGCUGCGUGUGAUCCUCGAGCCUCUGAUCGGAGACGUGCCGCUGAUCGGAGCCAUCACAAUGUUCUUCAUCCGCAGGCCUAAAUUGGACAUCAACUGGACUGGGCUGACUAACCUGUUAGAUAUCCCCGGGCUGAAUGCCAUGUCGGACACUAUGAUAAUGGAUGCAAUAGCCUCCCACCUGGUGCUCCCCAACCGCCUCACUGUUCCCCUGGUGGCCGACCUGCACGUUGCGCAGCUCCGCUCCCCUCUCCCAAGGGGAGUUGUGCGUAUCCACCUGCUGGAGGCUGAGGACCUGACUGCCAAGGACACAGUCAUCAAGGGAUUAAUCGACGGGAAGUCGGACCCUUACGCCGUUCUGCGAGUAGGAACCCAGAUCUUCACCUCCCAUCAUGUGGACAGCAACCUGAACCCACAGUGGCGUGAGAUGUAUGAGGUGAUUGUCCAUGAAGUACCUGGUCAGGAGUUGGAAGUGGAAGUGUUUGACAAAGACCCAGACCAGGAUGACUUCCUGGGCAGGGUCAAGGUGGAUCUUGAUAUUGUAAAGAAGGCCAGAGUUGUGGAUGAUUGGUUCAAUCUGAAGGACGUCCCAUCCGGCAGCGUUCACCUCCGGCUGGAGUGGCUCUCUCUGCUGUCCUCUGCUGACAGGCUGAGUGAGGUGAUCCAGAAGAACCAGAACUUGACCAGUAAGACGGCCGAUCCACCGUCUGCCUCCAUCUUAGCCAUCUAUCUCGAUCAAGCUCACGAGCUGCCUAUGAGAAAAGGCAAUAAAGACCCGAGCCCAAUGGUGCAGAUUUCCAUCCAGGAUACAACUAAAGAGAGCAAGACCUGCUAUGGGACCAACAGCCCUGUGUGGGAGGAUGCCUUUACCUUCUUUAUUCAGGAUCCUCGCAAACAAGACAUCGACAUUCAGGUGAAAGAUGAUGACCGUGCUCUGUCCCUGGGCAGCCUGACCAUCCCUCUGAUCCGUCUUCUGGCGACCCCUGAACUCACCAUGGACCAGUGGUUCCAGCUGGAGAACUCUGGUUCCGCCAGCCGCAUCUACAUCAAAUUUGUGCUUAGGGUUUUGUGGCUUAGUGAUGAUACCACUCCUACAACUCCGUCUCCUCGGCCGUCAGCCUCUGGGUCCGGGAUGGGUCAGGGUGGGAUCACAUCAGAGCUGAACCCUGGCAGUCUAGCUAAACCUCAACCAGAACGACCACAGCACACCACACCCGACCCCGAGUUUGCAACUGAGGGGGUGCUGCGCAUCCAUCUGGUGGAGGCCCAAAACCUGAUAGCAAAGGACAACUUCAUGGGGGGCAUGGUGAAGGGGAAGAGCGACCCCUACGUCAAGAUCCGUGUGGCUGGUAUCACUUACCGUAGCCACACUAUCAAAGAGAACCUCAACCCCAUCUGGAACGAACUCUACGAGGUGAUUUUGACCCAGCUUCCUGGUCAGGAGAUCCAGUUUGAGUUGUUUGACAAGGACAUCGAUCAGGAUGACUUCCUGGGAAGGUUCAAGCUUAACCUACGAGAUAUCAUCAGUGCACAAUUCAUCGAUACGUGGUACACUCUGAAUGACGUGAAGUCAGGCAGAGUUCACCUGGUGCUGGAGUGGCUGCCCAGAGUAUCUGACCUGCCCAGACUGGAGCAGAUCCUGCAGUACCAGACCCAGCAGUCGUACCAGAACAAGGUUGUGCCAUCAGCAGCUGUGCUGUUUGUGUAUGUGGAGCGUGCCCAUGGCCUGCCGUUGAAGAAGAGCGGAAAGGAGCCAAAAGUCGGGGCUGACAUUAUCCUCAAAAACGUUUCACACAGAACUAAGAUUUGCGAGCGAUCCACGUCCCCUCGAUGGGACGAAGCCUUUCACUUUUUGGUUCGUGACCCCAGAGAUGAAACUCUCACAGUGAAGCUCUCCCACAGCUGGGGCCAGUCCCUUGGCUCCUUGACACUUCCUCUCAGGGAGGUGCUGGUUGAGCCGGGCUUGGUGCUGGACCGCUGGCUCAAUCUGGAUGGAGCGCUGCCGGAAAGCCAGAUACUACUGAGGGUCACGCUCAAGGUCUUGGACACUCAGCUGGCGGUGUGUCGCGGGGCUCCAGGGGACACAGGUGGCGACGUCAGCGGAGGCGAAGUCAUUCCCAGAUGGGUUCCUUCCCAUCUAGACAUCAGACAGAGAGGCGCAUUCUCCAUGGGUUGUGACAGCGCAAACACAGCAGGCCAGGUGAAGCUUACCGUCAGCUACUCUGUGGAGGAGAGCAGACUCUUCAUCAUUGUUCACUCCUGCAGAGCCCUGGCAGCCUGCUCCAAGGACGGUGCGGACCCUUAUGUUUCCUUCAUCCUGCUGCCGGACAAGAAGGCUACCACUAAGAGGAGAACUGCCACCAAGAAGCGAGACCUCAACCCGGAAUUCAACGAGAGGUUUGACUUUGAUUUCUCUCUGGAGGAGUCCAUACAGAGAAGACUGGACCUGUCUGUGAAGAACAGUGUCUCCUUCAUGAGCAGAGAGAGGGAGCUUAUCGGCAAGUUGCAGCUGGACCUGGACCAAAUUGACCUCAAGACCGGCGUCACACAGUGGUACGAUUUGGUAGCAGAGGCCAACUAGCCGAAUGGACGCUCAAUCUGAAGUACUAUAUAAUAUUAAGUGUUGCUUCUGUGAUCUGUGUGUUUGUGUAUUCAGCUUAAAUGAAAAGUUCCACCGUCACUGAAGAAAAACUCGACGACAUAUCUGCUCCACAAAAACACAGCCCAUCAGUAUUUAUGAGAAGAAACAUCACAUGUAGCUUAUCAUCCAUGAAGUGUUACCUGUGCUCAAUCCAUGCAGUCUUGGACAGAUUCUUCAGUAGAAUAUUUUGGCUGAAUAGAUAUUUGAUAAUAACGCAACUAUGUUGCACAACCUACCAAGUUUAUAUGUGUUGGAAAGCAUGUCGAAGUCCUCUUUGAAUUAUAUUUACAGAAGGGCUUUUGCUGUGUUUAAUAUCUUACGGUGUGACAAUGUUUCAUGGAUUUACAGCAUCCAACACAACACAAAGAGAAUCCUUUAAAUUUUCUUUUUUACAAUCUUCAAAUAAUUCCUGAUAUUACUUUGUUUAUAUACGUUUAUAUUAUUGCCUUAAGUAUUACAAAACUGUGCACAAUUUGUGGGUGUUUAUGAAUUAUGUUCCAAAUGAAGUUUUAUAUGUUUUAACCAAUGCUCUCUUAAAGUUACUUUUCUAAAUCAAAGUAUUACAAACGUAGACCCUCAUAUGUACCACUGACAACAGAGGUAUGAUACUGCAAGCAGAGUCUAAAUCACUGUGCUUUUAUGAAGAGAAAACUUUGUAUAUGCUGAAAACACAUCACUGGUGUUCUUGCGCCAAUGCUUCCUUGUGUUUGUAGCGCUAAAUGCAUCAGGCUGAAGCUUGUCGGCCAUGGUUAGACUUUAUUUUUCCAGCGAAAACAGUGAUGAUCUUAUGAGAAGAAAGCAAAUAUCGUACGUCAGCAGGGGGACAUCUUCCACUGUCACCUCACCGCAAAGGCUUGGACUCUUGAUUUGUGGCAAUGCAAACAAAAUAGUGUUUAAGUGUCAGAACUGAAGAAGAAAACUGCUGAACUUUGACAUUAUUUGAAACAUAUCAUCAUGCAUCUGCUGAAAUUAUUGAUUAAAGUUUGCACUCUCAUGAA
Messenger RNA from Chelmon rostratus (copperband butterflyfish), 4507 nucleotides. It is a transcript of the gene esyt1a, whose product is annotated as extended synaptotagmin-like protein 1a. Gene Ontology annotation, biological process: lipid transport. Gene Ontology annotation, molecular function: lipid binding. The record is from RefSeq and is a predicted model, not a curated record. Lineage: Eukaryota; Metazoa; Chordata; Actinopteri; Chaetodontiformes; Chaetodontidae. The transcript has 31 exons. The coding region runs from base 210 to 3449 and encodes 1079 amino acids.